AUGGAUUUAAGCUUCACCACUAAAAGUGUCAAAAUUAAUGGCCAAGACCAUAGAAUUUUACUGCAAAACGAAAACGGACCUUGUGCGUUGUUAGCACUUGUUAAUGUAUUGAUUCUUUCCCCAGACCAUACACACUUUUCCUGUGAAUUACUAAAGCUAGUAAACAAGGCAAGUGAAAUAUCUCUACGGGAACUUAUUGAAGUGUUAGCUGACAUCGGUUUACAAGUCACAGACAAAGCUAGUACAGAUAUAAGUGAACUACUGACUUUAUUACCUCAAUUACAUGAAGGGCUAAACAUUAACCCCGAGUUCAAUGGGUCUUUUGAUAAUUCUAAAGAGAUGUCAAUAUUUCGGUUGUUUGACGUUGACCUCGUCCAUGGUUGGGUUAUUGAUAGUUCUGUAAAUAAAGCUGUUAAUGAAAAACUGUCUCAAUAUUCUUAUGAAUCAGCCCAGAGAACCUUAACGCAAGCAGCUGAUAUAUAUAGUGGACUUUCAAAAGAUAAUAAUUCAGAGGAAAUUUUAACUGAUGCUAUGCAUUUAGAGUUUUUUUUGAACGAGUCACCUACCCAAUUAACCACCUUUGGACUACGCCAAUUAAGAGAAAAAUUGUUGCACAACACAUACUCCAUUCUAUUCAGAAAUGAUCAUUUCUCUACACUGUAUAAAUAUAAAGAUCAGUUAUACACAUUGGUUACAGAUUUUGGGUAUAAGAAUUGUAAAGAUAUCGUGUGGCAGUCCUUAGAUUCUGUAGACGGCUCGGGUGAUGCUUUUUGUACUGGAGAUUUCAAUAGUGCAGAAGUAGAUGAACAACAAUUAUUAACUGAGAUUGGACGCAAAUUUGGAACUGAUAGCGUCCUGUUUAAAGAUGUUCAACAGAUUGAAAACGAUAAACAACUAGCCAGACAAUUACAACAACAAGAGCAAGAAAGUGUUAAAAAAUUGGAAACAAAGCGGAAAAACUGUUACCAUAAAAAGAAUUCAGGAAUGCACGUUCCAGUCAAGAAAGACACUUCUAAACGAAGAAACAGCCUUCUCAAAACAAAACCUUCUGAGACAGAGAAAAGUGAAUGCGUUAUAAUGUAA
Saccharomyces mikatae IFO 1815 is the source of this 1083-nucleotide messenger RNA. RefSeq names its product ubiquitinyl hydrolase 1 (gene MIY2). The transcript has a single exon. Gene Ontology annotation, cellular component: cell periphery; cytosol. Gene Ontology annotation, molecular function: K48-linked deubiquitinase activity; cysteine-type deubiquitinase activity; cysteine-type carboxypeptidase activity. Gene Ontology annotation, biological process: protein K48-linked deubiquitination. The record is from RefSeq and is a predicted model, not a curated record. Bases 1 to 1083 code for a protein of 360 amino acids. Lineage: Eukaryota; Fungi; Ascomycota; Saccharomycetes; Saccharomycetales; Saccharomycetaceae.